AUGUAUAGAUUAGUAUUUCAGAAAUCUGUCACUGUGACAGGUGUUAAUCAUGGUCGUCAUAUUUCAUGUGUAUCGCCAGACCGGGUCUGGAUCAGUGAUUGGUACAAUCUUAUCCUGACAAACUCAACAGGUCAUAGACUAGAGCAGCUGAAAGAUGUAGGUUGUGGAUGGGGAGUACACACCGUGAACUCUGACGGUGAUCUAAUUUACAUUGACAGUGAGCACAACAUCAACAAACUGUCUACAGAUAACAAAGACAAGACAACAUUAAUAAAGUACAACACAGCACCAUGGAUACCACUGUGUGUCUACAGCUCCCCCACCACUGGAGAUCUGAUGGUCGGGAUGUGUGAUACUGAUCCAUGGACAGGCAAGGUAGUCCGUUAUAACUCCUCAGGAGAAAACAUCCACACCAUACAGCAUGACAAAAUAACAGCUAUGGGAUUGUAUAGUCUACCUAUCUACAUCACAGAGAACCGCAAUGGAGAUGUUAUUGUAUCUGACUAUUAUUAUGGUGUAGUGGUAACAGAUCGUAGGGGUAACUAUCGCUUCUCAUACACAGGUCCUCCAUCAGGAUCAGGAUUAUGGUCACAUGGAAUUUGUACAGAUGCCCUGUCACAUAUCCUGGUGUGUGAUGAUCAAACACAGUCAAUACAUAUAAUUAACUGUAACGGUGAAUUUCUGUCACAGAUACUGUCUCCACAGCACGGCAUAGACAGACCAUUUGGUCUAUGUUAUUAUGAAAAAACACACAAACUUUGGGUUGGGUCACUCAACAACAACACAGCAAAUAUAUACAAAGUGGUACAUCGAGACUCCCUCACUGGAACUCAUAAAAUGGAUGAGGAGGGUGCUAUUAGUAGUCCCGGAGAGUCUUGGAUUGCGAGUCUGUCGAAGUUUGGCAGCGAUAGACCUGUAAUAUAUGGGGAUAGUAAUCGUAUGGACUCUGGUUUGGGAUUGUCUGGGAUUGGUAUUGAAGAGAGCCACGAAGAUCUUCCUGAUUACUCUGAAGAGAGUGGAGGAAAACGUUUAAAGAGGGAAAAGAGAGAAUUGGCUGAAGAGAAAGAUAUACUUAUUGUUACAUCUAAAGUUAACAUGCCUCAGAAUGUCAGUGUAAAGGAUUUGACUUGA
This is a messenger RNA of Saccostrea cuccullata (small rock oyster), 1131 nucleotides long. RefSeq lists its product as uncharacterized. The record is from RefSeq and is a predicted model, not a curated record. NCBI's taxonomy places the organism in Eukaryota, Metazoa, Mollusca, Bivalvia, Ostreida, Ostreidae. The coding region runs from base 1 to 1131 and encodes 376 amino acids. The transcript has 3 exons. Gene Ontology annotation, biological process: negative regulation of translation; proteasome-mediated ubiquitin-dependent protein catabolic process; protein polyubiquitination. Gene Ontology annotation, molecular function: translation repressor activity; ubiquitin protein ligase activity.